Messenger RNA from Vollenhovia emeryi, 3636 nucleotides. RefSeq lists its product as uncharacterized. The transcript is spliced from 4 exons. Gene Ontology annotation, molecular function: protein binding. The record is from RefSeq and is a predicted model, not a curated record. NCBI's taxonomy places the organism in Eukaryota, Metazoa, Arthropoda, Insecta, Hymenoptera, Formicidae. The coding region runs from base 766 to 1872 and encodes 368 amino acids.
GAGCGUGAGACCCGGUCGGAGUGAGUCGCGCGCCUAGCUUUCACUCGUUCCGCGCCUUUCGCGCGCACGUCCCUCGCCGAUCGCGUCGUUGUGAAAUCCUUCGGAGAGGAGAGGAGAGAGAGAGAGCGAGAGAGAGAGAGAGAGGAAGAGAGAGAGGAAGAGAGCGCGCGCCGAGCGCGACGUCGUUACUCGCCGCGACAGGUCGCGGCGUCUUCGAGAAAAUCGGGUGGAAAACGUGGCCGUGAGUACGGCGAAGCCGCCGAUCGAGCGGAGGGAGUCCCGAUCCCGCACGAGCGACGCUCGCAGUUGCGCGCGAGACGCCGUCGAGGACGAUUCACCGUUCGGCGACUUCGUGGAAGCCGGUGACGCAACCCGCGCGGCGGCUCCCGCGUAGUGCGCACGGAGAGGAAGGAAAACUCGGCGAUUGUGACGGUGUAACGGCGCGAUUCUAAGUCGCGCUACUCCUCACCUUGUCGGCUUCACCUCGCCUCGUCACCGCACGCCCCUCGUCCCCUACCGUAGUGCGAUAUCGCGAGCGGACGGGCGGACGCACGCACGUACGUACACGGUUACGAUGGUGUGCGUGAGAUCGCGCGUGCGAAUCGCGAACGAACUCGCCGGCAGCCUGUAACUUGUCCGCGGCAAAGCAGCUGGUGGUUGGUGGCACUCGCGCGCGCGCGCGCGCGGGAGAGGAAGAGCACGGGAUACAGCGAGUGGGAUAUAUCGGGUUUUUCUCGACGCCGACUGGGACCCGGGAUCGGCGAGAUGCGGCUGUUCGUGAGGCCGCCGUGGCGAUGGACCGUCAGCGAAGUGGACAUGAGCAUCCUUCUCUUUAAUGGCUUUCUAUUACUGGGCUUCGUCGUGGCCACGGUGCCGGAUGUUCCGGUGCUGGGCUCGCCGGGCACCACGCGAGUCGCACAGGACAAGCCGUUCGUGAAAAGGUGUCGUCACACCAUGAUCUACUCGAUGCUGCAGGCGUCCUGCCCCCACAUGGAGUUACCCGAUGUCCCGAAGCAUCUCCAGAGUGACAUAGAGGCGCUCGAUUUUAGUGGGAAUCGAAUGAGAACUUUGAAGGACGAUAGCCUGACCCCUUACAAGAAUUUGGGCUACGUCUAUCUGAGUGACAAUUUCAUCACAAAGGUCGAGGAAGAGGCCUUCACCCAACUGCCGUACCUGAAGGUGCUGGUGCUUACGCAAAACGGUUGUGACUAUCUGCCGAAGAGCCUGUUCCAGCUGCCGUAUCUCCAAUCGCUCUACCUCGACAACAAUAGGUUCUACGACACGGUGUUCCAGGUAAACAUCACCUCGCCCAUCGAGCUGUUACAGUUGGCCGGGAACAAGCUCACCAAGAUCCCGACUAUCGGUCCCCAGCCGAACCUUUUAACCCUCAACGUGUCCGAGAAUGAUAUAGCCUCGGUGUCGACCGAGGACCUGGCGCCGUUCUGCUCGCUCAAGGUUCUCAUCAUCGAUGUCGCGGGAACGAAAAAUCAGAACCCGAUCAAGUUCGUCGGCUGCCAAUGCCAGGCGUUGAAUGCCUGGGUGAAGUUACGUCAGAUAAAAAUGAAGCCUGAAUUCUUCAAUUGCACGACCAAGAAUUGCGCCAAUGUGCAAUUCAGCAACCGGACGUAUGAGCUGUACAACGAGUGCACUUCCAUCAUACAGCUGAGGGUGGAGACUGAGAAGGCCCGCUCGAUCUGGACACUGGUAGCCUCGUGUCUCGGGACGGUUCUCUUCAUCGUCUUCGUGGUGCUGCUCUGCAUUCACAAGCGGAAUCGCAGGCGGCGCAGAAAGCAAAAGGAAGAACAGCAGCUGGCGGCGAACAACGCCAAUACCGAGCUGCUGAACAGCAAUCUGACGACCGGUAAUUCGUGAAAUAAUCGCUGAAAUGUGCAACGAGGGAAGUUGUAGAGGCUCCUAUGUCGAUGACGAGAGUAAAGCUUUAUGCGAACCGCGAGGGGACGAAAGUUAAAGAUCGACUUUGAAGAAAAAAAGAAUUAACGAUGUUCAAAGUAUCUGAGAGAGACAUGUUGGUAUUUAUUGAGAGUUUAAUCGACGGAUUCAAAGAGAGAAUUUAAUCGGAUAUAUCGACAGGUACGUGCCUAACAGUUUGUAUCUGAUCAUCAAUACAUUCACAUUCGCAUGUUCAAUAAAUGUGAGAUUAUAGUUCGAAUGCUCCUGGCGCUGACUGCCAUUUUCAAAGAUAUUUACAAGUUUUCAGAAGAAGUAAGGAUAUAUUAGCCUCUUAAAACACUUACAUAAUACAAAACCGUUACCAUCCAAAAACUAUCGAGCGAAAUGGAUACUUAGAUUAUUUAAGACUACGAAGAGAAGCACAGCCAUCGAAAGUAAUCAACGGAGGAUAACUUCGCGAAGACUAUGGGCGUGUUCUCAUUUCCUCUCAGUACUACUGGCAGUACUCCCAAUACUUUUGAGCAUUCGGUCUCAAUGAAAAGAUGCGGAUGGUUGCGUUUAGAAAAGAAUAGCUGCUAUGGUUAUUACGAAGGAUAUCGAGAUUUCAUUCGAGAAUAAUUUUCUCAGAAACUGAACUCAGCAAUAGCGUCCAGUACUAGCAGUAAUACUGACAAUGAGAGGAAAUGAGAACGCACCCUCUGCUUACAAGAUAUAAACGCGUUAACUUAUAAAAUGUGUAAAUGUUCUAUAUUGUGUUCACGUAUAUAUAAUGGUUAUACGAUAUAUACAUAUAAGAUCUAUGUGAAUGUGAUGGAUUUUCCAAGACUCUGCGUGUUUUGAACAAAUUAUUAUAUCAUCUCACUAUACUCUUUGCGACGAUAGAAACUACCGAUUUUGAUUUCGCCCGAACGAAUCUCGGAACGGAAACCGGUCGCGCUCAUUAUUGUGCUUUUGUCGAUGUAAUAGCAACGUGAAGGGUACAUUUAUUGCACGAUUUACGGUACUUAAAGAAGAGCUUCCUUUCAAAAGAUAUUGCGACGUCAAAGUGGAUCCUUUUAUCCGAGUGUUAAGGAUACGAUGUUGAUUUUACUUCGUCUUUUGUCGCUUAUUUUACCAUUUUGUGUAAGGCAUUUUUGUCUAUUUCUUGUGUAAGCUUAGAAUAAGUGUAAGAUUUUACGUGUUUUCAUUUAUAAAGAUACAUAUAUUAUAUCGUAGUAACGUAACAAAAAAUCUAUGUAAUUUCAUUUUUCUUGAUAGUUUUUCUUUUUUCUAAUUCUCUAAAACAUUUCCAUUAUGUGAAUAAGUGCGUUACUGUAAAUUGCUUACAAUUCAACGGAUAAGAUUAAAUUAUAUAUACAUAUGUAUGUAUGUAUAUAUGUGUAUAAUUUAAUUAUAUAAUCUGCAUUAUAAUUUAUCACGUAAUUUUCAGAAUAUUACAGAUUUGUAUUAUAGAUGCGAAAUGUCACCCAGCUUAGUUCCUAAUAUUUAUUUCAUACGGGUACAGAGAAUCAUUUUUUAUUUCAUCAUAAUAUCGUAAGGCGAAUAGAAUAACCGUACCAUCGAUAAUUAUAAUAAAUGCCUCUCAUCACACAUUGUGAUGUGCGCAUUACGAUAUGUCAAAGAACUUUUAUACUAAUUUCCACGUUACCUUUUAAUAUGUGCGAGAAAUCUUUGUAUAUGUACUGUAUGUACAGAAAAAUAUUAAUAAAACUCCAAUAAAUUAUC